This is a messenger RNA of Boleophthalmus pectinirostris (great blue-spotted mudskipper), 3145 nucleotides long. It is a transcript of the gene lysmd4, whose product is annotated as LysM, putative peptidoglycan-binding, domain containing 4. Lineage: Eukaryota; Metazoa; Chordata; Actinopteri; Gobiiformes; Gobiidae. The coding region runs from base 151 to 921 and encodes 256 amino acids. The transcript has 3 exons. The record is from RefSeq and is a predicted model, not a curated record.
GGGCAAUACACUAACACCAGCUGCUCUGCUACAUGUACCAAAGUGUGAAUGCUAAAGCUAAAGAAGCUAACUUGAGCCUGUUGGGCUGCUGUGUGCUGGGGCUGGUGAGAGCUGCUCCUGGAGGUUACACUCCCAAGCCCACAGGCUGUGAUGCGGCGGGGAGACCAGGCUCCGAGGGCGUUCCAGGCUCCGGUGGACGUCCACGCCAGUGCAGAUGGACAGGUGUACAUGUUCAAGAGAAGGAGCGCCGAGUCAGCUCUGUGUUCUGAGGAGGAGGAGAUGAGUUCCCUGGAGCUCCGGUCGUACCAUUCGCACCCAAACCACAGCACUACGCAGGUUCUGGAGAGGGAGCUGCAACCCGGAGACAACCUCAACAAGCUGGCCCUGCAGUACGGCUGUCAGGUAGCUGACAUUAAGCGACUGAAUAACCUCAUACAGGAACAAGACCUGUUCGCCUUAAAGACGAUCAAGAUCCCGGUACAGAAGCACAGUUUUCUCACUGAGGUUCACCCCACUCAGGAUGCCCCCCCAUCCUCACCUGAUGCCCUCCCACCCUCACCUGAGGAGGACUCCCCCACAGCACCCACACAUGUCCGGGAGGUCGCGCACUUCCUCAUGGAGUUGGACAAUGACAUGGAGAGGCUGAUCCAGAGCACGGAGCAAGACGAUGAUGAGCUGCUGGAGGUCCGGGACAAGCGGGAUCGCAGGAGUCACAGGAAACAGGGGGGUAAGGGGGUCAAAGGUCAUGGCGCAGACUGGGGCAUCAACUGGUGGAAUGCCGUGAUUGCCAUGCUGCUCGUAGGCAUUGUACUACCACUCUUCUACAUCAUCUACUUUAAAACCAGGCCCUUGGUUCACACUCUCACUAACAGCACGGCGCCAGUGGGGGGGACUCAGGGGCCGGUCCAGGAGCCAGGCUAAAGCAUCAUCACUGUAUGAGAGAGGGCCCCCAAAUGUGAAUUCAUGAGGGGAGAGUCAAGUGCCAUUAUUAUCUUGGAACUCUCCAUGUCCAUAUUUAAUUAAUCUGUGAGCAUAUCAGGAGAAACAGUGUAAGUACUAUUGUAUCGAUUUAUGUCCGCCUGUGCCCUGUGUCACUGAGUUGCAUUAGAAUUUUAAUACAGAGGAUUCGGGAGGUUUUCAGACCCUGAUCAAAACGUCAAGUACAAUUUUACAACAUGCUGUGGGCCAACAUCAACCAGCAAAUGUUAUUACAUCAGUUUAUCCCAAAGUGGGAUAUUGACUGAACUGAUAUCUUGGAACAGAUAUCCAAUCUAUCAUGUUCUAUCUAUGUUCAAUAUUUUUCAGGAUUUUGAAAUUUUCCUGUAUUUAAUGUUCUAUGUUUGAGCAAUCACUGUAAAAUUAUAAGAAUAAUAUAAUUUUAUAAUAUAAUGUAAUAUAAUAUAACAUAAUAUAAUAUAAUUUGAUUUAGCAACAGGCUAUCAUAAUAAAAUACAAUCUCUCUAAACACUUCCUCUAUCCACUGUAGAUUAUGUAAGAUUAUGACAAUAAAAUUACUCAGGGAUUAUUCAGGCCAUGCUACUGCGCUGUUAACAUGCCGAAUAUGGCAAAUGUUUGCCUUAUAUGUAAAACUCAUUUUUACAAAUGCUAUAUUCUGGUAAUAUUACCUGACAAUGCUAUUUAUUUCAGUAACACUUGUGCACUGAAUAUAAUAUAAUAAUAUAAUAAUAAUAUCUGUUAUCAUAUAUUUUUUUUUUUUUUUUUUUAAUGAAACAACAUACACAAAAAAGCAGAAACAUUGCCUGGUAAUUGCAAUCUGGUCACCUCUCCCUCCACUGCGUCUCAAACCAGAACCAAACGAGGUUGUCCAAUCAGAUUUCAGUGACGCAUGUGAAGGAGCUCAUUGGUCGCCCGUCAUUUUGAACAAAAUCACAUUUCUCUCACCUCAGAUUAACAGAGUUAAAAGCUUUGCUGAUUGAUUCUGUAGAAAUAUUUUUUGACUUUGGUAUUUUUCUCAUAAGCAGCCAUAUUUGAUUUGAUGUGGACAGACCAUGCCUGUCCCUGAUUGGCUAAUCCACCUGUCAGUCACUUGGGGAGGUUCCAGACUCACUGGUUUUCUUUAUGUACUGGAGAAGUGUGGACUUUAGAUCCCAGGCAGCAAAGACCUAUUUAUCUCACUGCCUUUCUGCAGCACUAAUGUGUUUUUGAUUCAGUAGAAUCUACAGGCAAAUGCCACAGUGACUCCUAAAACUAGUGACAGCACCACUGCUACUACACAAUUACAUUCAUCACCAUUCAGUGAUAGUACAUGCUCAUAUCUCAGUCAGUAUUCGUGUGUAUGUGUUCUCUGGGCUAGUUACAAUCUGCAUUAUUUGUGUGUUUAUUUCAUAGACUGUAUAAAAAUGGGCAUGGCUACCCCGCUCGUUUCAAAUAGGACGUGAGCAAGAGCUUGAACUGGUACCUUCGAACUCUGGCUCCAAUUGACUUCUGCUGAAAAAUGGUGGCUCAUCUCUCUGUAACUGCUGCUGUCAGGCUCAUCAUUCUGACCUUAACAUGUUAAUUUUACCUCUGUCUACCUGAUUUUUCUUUAGCUGUUUUGCAAAAUCAAGUUAUGGGCAUUAAUAACAGACCAACGGGGUGCCUUCUUUCCCCAAGGUCGCUCUCACUAGCAUUAGCAAGAGGUUUGAUUGACAGCAUUGUUAUGGGAAGGGGCAUUACCUUCAGCACCCUCACUCCUGACUGACUCUUUGGUUGCUAUGAUACUUGCACUCAGAUUUCCAGAUAUAUGGGUCUUGGCUCCAGAUUAUCUGCUAUGACUAGCCUAGAUAGGCUACAUUUGUUUGCAUCUGAACACUAUAGGUGACAUCACACUUAGUCCACUUCUGUAUAGUCUAUGGUUGAUUUAUUUAGUUUAUUUAUUGUUUGUGUUGUUGGUUCUAGCUCCUGCCUUUCUCGAGCCAAAGUGACAGUGUUUACAAAGAGGAAAUCUGCAAUAAGAUGAUAAUGCACCAGCUGUAUAGUGCCUUAAACAUAGUGAGAUUUCAGUAUCAGCCUCUAAAGUGAGUCUUGCACAGUGUGCCGUAUUAUGUCCGGAUUAAAUGUGUGACGUGUGAAGCACCUUGAAGGUUUUCAAAUCAGUGCAAACAAUGUGAAGUAACAUAUUGCUGAAGUGUAAUAAACAUUUGAA